UUGACUGAAACGUCAUAUGCGGCACAUGACUGUGUAUAAAGUAGUUUAAUAUUAUUUGAAGAUAUACUGUAAUAAGUUAAUGAUUUAAAUGCUAAAUUAUAGAACAACCAUUAAAAAAUGUUGAUACAACACUAUCUAUAAUUAAACAAAUAGUACAGAUAAAAGGGAAUCAAACAAAUUUAAUUGAUCCAAUGGAGGUAGGAAAGGGGAAAAAGAAUAAAGAACAAAUAGGAAACUAACGGUAAGAUGAAGCUGGCAGUCUUAAACCAAUCAUAUCAAUAAUUACAUUAAUCUGAAAUGAUCUAAAUACUCCAAUUAAAAGGCACAGAUUGUAAGAGAGAAUAAAAGAUCAAGAUGAAAUUUAGCCAGGUUGGAAUUUUCUUAUUGCCUGAAACUCUACCUUGCCUUUGGAAGACAGUGUGUUUCAGGAGUCAUUGCCACUUUUCCUGUUCCAUUUGAUGGGAAAAAAUAAGUAAUUUGUCGCAUUUUAAUUUUCAGGAUUUUUCCCCAGAGUUCAAUUCUGUUAACCCUUGUGAUCUGGACCAAACUCUUCAAUUGUGCUUCUUGACCUUACCGAAUAAUUCUCAAGGCUGUUAUGGUUCUUAUAACACUAGUAGCUAACAUUCAUUGAGCAUUUACUAUGUGGCAGAUUCUGUUCUAAUGACUUCCUACAUUUAUUUCCUUUAAUUCUCACAGCUACUUUCUGAAGGAAGUACAGUUAUUUUUUUUUCCAUCUUACCGAUAGUGAAACUGAGACACAGCAACUUCCAAAUUCACGCCACUAGUAAAUGAGGAAGCAGAGAUUUGACUACAGGCAGUCUACCUUUAGAGUCCAUUUCCUCAACCGUCAAACUGCAAAUCCUCUAAAAUACAGAUCUUAAAUUUUAGUGUAUAGAAGAAUCAAUUUAUUUAAAUUCAGUUCUCAGACCUCUCCCACUCCCAUAUGAUUCUUAUUUGGUGGGUUUGGGAUGAAUCCAGUAACCUAUAUUUUUAGCAAGCCCUCAAGGUGGGGGUUUUUUGAACUCAGUUUGAGAAACCCCAUUUUCUGUGACUUUAAGCUAGUUACUUAAUUUGUCAGGGCCUUUGUCUCCUAUUCAAAGGUGAUAUCCUUUUAGGAUGAAAUGAGAUGACAGCUCCUGGCACAUGGUAAAUCCUCUAUAGUAAGUAAACUUGUUUUUGUUGCUCUUGGUGGUAGAUGUUAUUUCAUGGAAUCAGUCAACUGUGGCAAUUACUUUGAACCCUAUCCUUCAGUUGUAGUGAAAUUAUAUUGUCUAAUGAACAAAAGUCAUUUCAAAGUGGAAAGACAUCUUACUGAAUGUGAACACUUUUUUCAGUUUGAUUGUAUCAGGAAUCACAGUGUGUUCUGCUCCAACAUCUGUUCCUAAAAUACUAAUUAGCUCACUUGUAAUUGGUAAAUAUAGUUAUGUUGGUAUAAUGUAGAAGUUGUGCAGCUUUAUAUGUGAUUUAUCCUGAGCCAGGGGUGGCAGAAUCGUCACAGUACGAUUAUAGCCUUGAUUGGGAAGAGAAGCUCUCAGCUUUGAUGCUGUAUAGUCAACAGGAGCCCUUUUGGCUCAGUUUGAAGAAAAUUUAAAAAAACAAAUGUCUGUAACUGGGGCAUACCCUUGUCUUGUGUGGGUCUUCAAUAUUUGUAGAUUUCACUGCCUCCUGUGCACGUUUCAAUGGCGAGCCUAUUGGCUCAGAGUUUGCCUUCCAACUGGAUUUGUUCCACCAAUUCUAAUUAAAGUAUUGCCAGGACUUCUACUCAAUUGUUUUUUGUUUUUGUUUUCAUUUUAGCUCUGGGCUAAGCUCCUUACUUGGGUGGUCCAAAUUAUCUUCCGAGAUACCAAUAUUAUUUUUGCUAGUGAUCUGCUCCCAAAGUGGCAUAUAUUUUGAGUGGUCUUCCCAGAACCUGUUCUCCCCACAUGUCCUAUUAUUUUAGGUAUGCCAUUUUGUUUGCAAUGUGAGCAUUACAGGAUGUAUAUAUCUUCUCAUAUAGUUGAAACCCCGUUUUGGGAACAUGAACACCUCCAGCUCUGCAAUACUGAUAGUUUCUGGAAGGGAAAGUGUAAGUGGUUUGUAAAUUAUAAAGUAACUUCCUCAGAGUGAUCAUUUCAUUUCUUUAUCACCACUAGUGUUGUAUUUGUUUCCUAUUAUCCCAUUGUGUAAAGCCCACUUGGGUUACUUCUUUUAAAAGUUGGCAAGAUUUCUAACUCGUAUUUGAAUUUUUUCUAUGCUUAUAUCAGAAACAUAUAAAUUUAACUUUACUUAUUGGCUCUUUUAUCUGUAAAUUACUCCUUCUCACCUAAAAGAACAUAACAAUUUAUAGAGCUGGAAAUAGUAGACAAGGAAAAUCAUUUCUUUCCUAUAGAGAGAGACUUUCUACAAUAAUGGUUAGGAUUCUCAUAAUUGCCUCCAUUUAUUGAAUGUCCACUAAAUGUCCACUCAUUUUUCUAGGAUCAUCACUUGAAUAUUACUAAUUCUUAAAAUCUUUGAUAAAUAUAACAUAGAUUUUCUAAAUAAAAAAACAGGAGUAAAUCUGUCUGGUUCUUAUAGAAUUCUUCAACAGAAACAUGAGGGAUAUGAAAUCAAGUAAUUUCCUGUUAUUAGAUAGGAAAUAGCUAUUGAAAUCUCAACACUGUCCCAUAAGUAGGUAUUUACUAAAUGAUGGGGAAAUUUCUUUGUGUACACAUUGUCUAAAUACAACUACUUUCAAGACAAUAAUGCACGUACAUUACAUAUUUUCUUAUAAGCUUAUCCCUUGCUUUUGUUAAAGAUCCUGACAUAUUUUAACCACAAAUGGAACAUGCUCUGAUUGUAAUAAAAUAAUUUUAUGGAUAGAACAGCAUUGUUUAUUGUCAGUGAGUAUACAUUUGGACACUUUUUGUGGAUUUUAAGUUGGACUUAAUGAACUUGAAUAAUAAUGUUAUUUUAGAUUGUUUCUAAGAUGGUUUUUAAAGUUACUUGAAAUAGUACAGGCUCUGCCACUUUCUAAUUGCAUUAUUUUGGUCAAAUUACUCAAAAGAAUCUGAGUCUUAGUUAUCCUUUCUCUAAAGUGGAGAAAUAAGUGUGCCUAUUCUUGAAUCAUUCCACUGGUUAAGUGCGAUCAUGUAGUAACUUCUCUGUAGUACUUUCCACAUAUGUAUUGGCUGGGAAUAUUUUUAUCAUCAUAGUUAUUAAAUUUAGAAACAAUGAUUACUAUAUAUCUAGUGCCCUGCCCCCUGUGUUUACUAUAUUUUCAUAACCUAUGCAGGCGUGGUCUGCUGAAUGAUUUAGCAGCUUUAGCUAGUUGCACUAUUGCAUGAAUUUAACCUGAUUUCAUGGGAUGAAACCGAAUGAACACCACGGUUCAUGGCUGUCAGUAGUGAAAAAUAGCUGGAAAUCAGACAAACAGCUUCAUUGCUGAGAUUGUUUCCGGGCUAAAAGUUCUUCCAACAGCUGUUUGUUUUGGCCAUUAAUCGUGUCCAUUCUUUUUUUUUUUUUUUAAGCUGGGGGAAAUACAAUUUUCUUUAAAAAGAGCAUUUAGGCUGGUUAUUUCUGAAGUCAGGAAGAGCGCCUGUCCUUCCACUAUUGUGGUCUUUUGGCUGCCUUGACAGUUGGACUGAAGGACUUUUCCUUUUGUUUUCCUCCUCUUUUUUACUCUCAAUGCUCAGAGUCAGACUGCUGUAGGGAGAAGUAAGGUAAAACUAGGAGCUCUUUAAUCCUAGAGAAGGAGCUUUGUAGCAGUUACCUUCAAGAAAGUUUACUCCCUAAAGGAGUAUUUAAUAUUACAUAGACACUGACUCACUGAACAGAGAAAGAGAGGGGGAGAGAGGAUAUGACAGAAUGAGAGUCUAAGAAGUCAAGCCAGCAAGAAAGAAAGAUACUUAACUAAAGAUGAAGGAAAGUUUUGCCUCUUCCUGAAAGUUAUGUUAUUAGUUGUUUUUUUCUUUAAUCAUGAUGACUGCUAGUUUUGUUUAAAGUAUUUGUUCUGGAAAUACUAAAGUUGGAGUCUACCAGACUGAGGUUAGAGGCAUUUUCUUUGGCAGCAAGAAGAUACUUUUAUAGAAGCCAUGCCUGUACUUGGGGUUGCCUCAAAACUGAGGCAGCCAGCUGUUGGGUCAAAGCCUGUUCAUACUGCUCUUCCGAUACCAAAUCUUGGCACUCCUGGGUCACAGCACUAUUCUUCAAGACCUUUGGAACUUACUGAAACCGAGAGCUCAAUGCUUUCUUGUCAGCUUACAUUAAAAUCAACCUGUGAAUUUGGAGAGAAGAGACCCCUCCAAGGAAAAGCUAAGGAGACAGAAGAGAGCAAGAUUUACACUGACUGGGCCAACCACUACCUAGCAAAAUCGGGCCACAAGCGUCUGAUCAAGGAUUUGCAACAAGACAUUGCAGAUGGAGUACUGCUAGCUGAAAUCAUCCAGAUCAUUGCAAAUGAAAAAGUUGAAGAUAUCAAUGGAUGUCCUAGGAGUCAAUCUCAGAUGAUUGAAAAUGUUGAUGUCUGCCUUAGUUUUCUAGCAGCCAGAGGAGUAAAUGUUCAAGGUUUAUCUGCUGAAGAAAUAAGAAAUGGAAACUUAAAAGCCAUUCUAGGGCUGUUUUUCAGUCUGUCUCGCUACAAGCAGCAGCAACACCAUCAACAGCAGUAUUACCAGUCCUUGGUGGAACUGCAACAGCGGGUGACUCACGCCUCCCCUCAGGCAGACGCCAGUCAGGCCAAAACCCAGCAAGAUAUGCAGUCCAGUCUGGCAGCCAGAUAUGCAACUCAAUCUAAUCACAGUGGAAUUGCAACCAGUCAAAAAAAGCCUACUAGGCUUCCAGGUCCCUCGAGGGUGCCAGCUGCAGGCAGCAGCAGCAAGGUCCAGGGAGCCUCUAAUUUAAAUAGGCGAAGUCAGAGCUUUAACAGCAUUGACAAGAACAAGCCUCCAAAUUAUGCAAAUGGCAAUGAGAAAGAUUCCUCCAAAGGACCUCAGCCAUCUUCAGGUGCGAAUGGCAACAUGCAGCCCCCGGGCACUGCUGCGCAGCCCCCUGCCUCCGCCAUCCCUUCUCCAAGCGCCAGCAAGCCCUGGCGCAGCAAGUCCAUGAAUGUCAAGCACAGCGCCACCUCGACCAUGCUGACGGUAAAGCAGUCGAGCCCUGUCACCUCUCCCACACCAUCUGCAGACAGACUGAAGCCCCCUGUCUCGGAAGGGGUCAAAACAGCUCCCUCGGGACAGAAAUCCAUGCUUGAAAAAUUCAAGCUGGUCAAUGCUCGGACUGCUUUACGCCCCCCACAGUCUCCCAGUUCAGGACUCGGUGACGCUGGGAAGGAUGACGAUGCCUUUUCUGAAUCUGGUGAAAUGGAAGGUUUUAACAGUGGUCUGAAUAGUGGUGGCUCAACAAACAGCAGCCCCAAAGUGUCACCUAAAUUAGCCCCUCCAAAAGCUGGAAGCAAAAAUCUCAGCAAUAAAAAGUCUUUGCUACAGCCAAAGGAAAAAGAGGAAAAGAACAGGGACAAAAAUAAAGUUUGCACUGAAAAACCGGUCAAGGACGAGAAGGAUCAGUUGACAGAGAUGGCUCCAAAAAAGACCUCUAAAAUUGCAAGCUUGAUCCCAAAGGGCAGUAAGACAACAGCAGCCAAGAAGGAAAGCUUAAUCCCAUCUUCCAGUGGGAUUCCAAAACCGGGCUCAAAGGUGCCAACGGCAAAGCAAACCAUUUCACCUGGUAAUGCAGCAAGCAAAGAGUCAGAAAAAUUCAGGACUACCAAGGGAAGCACUUCCCAGUCUUUGCCCAAGCCCAUGACCGCUGAGAAAGCAAGCACAUCCCACUGCCCUGCUCCUUUGGAGGGAAGGGAUGCCAGCCAAGCUUCUCCCGCUGGUUCCUGUGCUGUGCCGGUGGCACAAGGCCUUGGGCAGGGUGCCGGAAAUGGUGCUGUCCAGCUCCCUCAACAGCAGCAACACAGCCACCCGAACACUGCCACGGUGGCACCAUUCAUUUAUAGAGCACAUUCAGAAAAUGAAGGUACCUCUUUACCAUCUGCCGACUCCUGUACCAGUCCUACUAAGAUGGAUUUAUCAUAUAGUAAGACUGCUAAGCAGUGCCUAGAGGAGAUAUCUGGUGAAGACCCUGAAACAAGAAGAAUGAGAACAGUUAAAAACAUAGCAGAUUUGAGGCAAAAUUUAGAAGAAACUAUGUCCAGUCUUCGUGGGACCCAGAUAAGCCACAGCACCCUGGAGACAACAUUUGACAGCACUGUGACAACGGAAGUGAAUGGAAGGACCAUACCUAACUUGACGGGUCGACCCACUCCCAUGACGUGGAGGUUGGGCCAGGCGUGUCCUCGACUUCAGGCUGGAGAUGCUCCCUCCCUGGGUGCUGGCUACCCUCGCAGCGGUACCAGUCGAUUCAUCCACACAGACCCUUCAAGGUUCAUGUACACAACACCUCUCCGUCGAGCUGCUGUCUCUCGGCUGGGAAACAUGUCACAGAUUGACAUGAGUGAGAAAGCAAGCAGUGACCUGGACAUGUCUGCUGAAGUUGAUGUUGGCGGAUAUAUGAGUGAUGGUGAUAUUCUUGGGAAAAGUCUCAGGACGGAUGACAUCAACAGUGGGUACAUGACAGAUGGAGGGCUCAACCUGUAUACGAGAAGUCUGAACCGAAUACCAGACACAGCGUCUUCCAGGGAUGCCAUCCAGAGAGGGGUUCAUGAUGUGACAGUGGAUGCAGACAGCUGGGAUGACAGCAGUUCAGUAAGCAGUGGUCUCAGUGACACCCUGGAUAACAUCAGCACCGACGACUUGAACACCACGUCAUCAGUCAGCUCUUACUCCAACAUCACCGUCCCUUCCAGGAAGAGCACUCAGCUGAAGACAGAUUCAGAGAAACGUUCUGCAACGGAUGAGACGUGGGAUAGUACUGAGGAGCUGAAAAAAACAGAAGAGGACUUUGACAGCCAGGGGGAUGGUGGUGGCAAGUGGAAGGGCGUCUCCUCAGGACUUCCUGAUGACCCUGAGCAGGCGGGGCAGAAAGCCGCCCUCUCUGUUUCACAGACAGGGUCCUGGAGAAGAGGCGCGUCUGCCCACGGAGGAGCGCCAUCGGGGCGGAAAGCUGGGCCGGGUGCACUCAAGACGCCUGGGAAAACCGAUGAUGCCAAAGCUUCAGAGAAAGGGAAAACUCCUCUGAAAGGAUCGUCUCUACAAAGGUCCCCAUCAGAUGCAGGAAAGAGCAGUGGAGAUGAAGGAAAGAAGCCCCCCUCGGGCAUUGGAAGAUCAACUGCCACCAGCUCCUUUGGAUUUAAGAAACCAAGUGGAGUGGGGUCAUCUACCAUGAUCACCAGCAGUGGAGCGACCAUAGCAAGUGGCUCAGCAACGCUGGGGAAAAUUCCCAAAUCUGCUGCCAUUGGUGGGAAGUCAAAUGCAGGGAGAAAAACCAGCUUGGACGGUUCACAGAAUCAGGAUGAUGUUGGGCUGCAUGUUAGCUCGAAGACUUCCCUACAGUACCGCAGCUUGCCCCGCCCUUCCAAAUCCAGCACUAGUGGCAUUCCCGGCCGAGGUGGCCACAGAUCCAGCACCAGCAGUAUUGAUUCCAAUGUCAGCAGCAAGUCAGCUGGUGCUACCACCUCGAAACUGAGAGAACCCACUAAGAUUGGGUCAGGGCGCUCCAGUCCCGUCACUGUCAACCAAACAGACAAGGAAAAGGAAAAAGUAGCAGUCUCAGAUUCAGAGAGUGUUUCUUUAUCAGGUUCCCCCAAGUCCAGCCCCACCUCAGCCAGUGCCUGUGGGACACAAGGCCUCAGGCAGCCAGGAUCCAAGUAUCCUGAUAUUGCCUCACCUACAUUUCGAAGGUUGUUUGGUGCCAAGGCAGGUGGCAAAUCUGCCUCUGCACCUAAUACUGAGGGUGUGAAAUCCUCCUCAGUACUGCCCAGUCCUAGUACCACAUUAGCGCGGCAAGGCAGUCUGGAGUCACCGUCGUCUGGUACGGGCAGCAUGGGCAGUGCUGGUGGGCUAAGUGGCAGCAGCAGCCCUCUCUUCAAUAAACCCUCAGACUUAACUACAGAUGUUAUAAGCUUAAGUCACUCGUUGGCUUCCAGCCCAGCAUCGGUUCACUCUUUCACAUCAGGUGGUCUCGUGUGGGCUGCCAAUCUGAGCAGUUCCUCUGCUGGCAGCAAGGACACUCCAAGUUACCAGUCCAUGACUAGCCUCCAUACGAGCUCUGAGUCUAUUGACCUCCCCCUCAGCCAUCAUGGCUCCCUGUCUGGACUGACCACAGGCACUCACGAGGUUCAGAGCCUGCUCAUGAGAACGGGUAGUGUGAGAUCUACUCUCUCAGAAAGCAUGCAGCUUGACAGAAAUACACUACCCAAAAAGGGACUAAGAUAUACCCCAUCAUCUCGGCAGGCCAACCAAGAAGAAGGCAAGGAGUGGUUGCGUUCCCAUUCUACUGGAGGGCUGCAGGAUACCGGCAACCAGUCGCCUCUGGUUUCCCCUUCUGCUAUGUCAUCUUCGACAACAGGAAAAUACCACUUUUCCAACUUGGUGAGCCCAACCAAUCUGUCUCAAUUUAACCUUCCUGGGCCCAGCAUGAUGCGCUCCAACAGCAUCCCAGCCCAAGACUCGUCCUUUGAUCUCUACGAUGACUCCCAGCUUUGCGGGAGUGCCACGUCUCUGGAGGAGAGGCCCCGUGCCAUCAGUCAUUCAGGCUCAUUUAGAGACAGCAUGGAAGAAGUUCACGGCUCUUCGUUAUCACUGGUCUCCAGCACUUCUUCUCUUUACUCUACAGCUGAAGAAAAGGCUCAUUCAGAGCAAAUCCAUAAACUGCGGAGAGAGCUGGUUGCAUCACAAGAAAAAGUUGCCACCCUCACAUCACAACUUUCAGCAAAUGCUCACCUCGUAGCAGCUUUUGAAAAGAGUUUAGGGAAUAUGACUGGCCGACUGCAAAGUCUAACCAUGACAGCGGAACAAAAGGAGUCUGAACUUAUAGAACUAAGAGAAACCAUUGAAAUGUUGAAGGCCCAGAACUCUGCUGCCCAGGCAGCCAUUCAAGGAGCACUGAAUGGUCCAGACCAUCCUCCCAAAGAUCUUCGCAUCAGAAGACAGCAUUCAUCUGAAAGUGUUUCUAGUAUCAACAGUGCCACAAGCCAUUCCAGCAUUGGCAGUGGUAAUGAUGCUGACUCCAAGAAGAAGAAAAAGAAAAACUGGGUGAACUCUAGAGGAAGUGAGCUGAGGAGCUCAUUCAAACAAGCCUUUGGGAAGAAAAAGUCCACCAAACCUCCCUCCUCACAUUCAGACAUCGAGGAGCUGACUGACUCGUCUCUUCCAGCGUCCCCCAAGUUGCCCCAUAACGCUGGUGCCUGUGGAUCCGCGUCCAUGAAACCGUCGCAGUCUGCCUCAGCGAUCUGUGAGUGCACAGAGGCUGAGGCAGAGAUAAUUCUGCAGCUGAAGAGCGAGCUCAGAGAAAAGGAAUUGAAAUUAACGGAUAUUCGGCUGGAGGCCCUCAGCUCUGCUCAUCAUCUUGACCAGAUCCGGGAAGCCAUGAACCGGAUGCAGAAUGAAAUUGAAAUCCUGAAGGCUGAAAAUGACCGGUUGAAGGCGGAAACUGGCAACACGGCCAAGCCUGCUCGGCCCCCGUCAGAGUCCUCAAGCAGCACGUCCUCCUCGUCUUCACGGCAGUCCUUAGGGCUUUCUCUAAACAACUUGAACAUCACGGAGUCUGUUACCUCAGAUAUCUUGCUAGAUGAUGCUGGUGAUGCAACUGGACAUAAAGAUGGCCGCAGUGUGAAAAUUAUAGUCUCCAUCAGCAAGGGCUACGGUCGAGCAAAGGAUCAGAAGUCUCAGGCAUAUUUGAUAGGAUCCAUUGGUGUUAGUGGAAAAACCAAGUGGGAUGUCUUAGAUGGUGUAAUUAGACGUCUCUUUAAGGAAUAUGUGUUUCGAAUUGAUACAUCCUCUAGUCUUGGUCUGAGCUCUGACUGCAUUGCUAGCUACUGUAUAGGAGAUUUAAUUAGAUCUCAUAGCUUAGAAGUGCCUGAACUGCUGCCUUGUGGAUACCUUGUUGGAGAUAAUAACAUCAUCACUGUGAACCUGAAAGGGGUAGAAGAAAACAGUUUGGACAGCUUUGUUUUUGAUACGCUGAUUCCUAAACCAAUUACCCAAAGGUAUUUUAAUUUGUUGAUGGAGCAUCACAGAAUUAUACUUUCGGGACCAAGUGGUACAGGAAAGACCUAUUUAGCGAACAAACUUGCUGAAUACGUAAUAACCAAAUCUGGGAGGAAAAAAACAGAGGAUGCAAUUGCCACUUUUAAUGUGGACCACAAGUCAAGUAAGGAAUUGCAACAGUAUCUAGCCAACCUGGCUGAACAGUGCAGUGCUGAUAAUAAUGGCGUGGAGCUCCCAGUUGUCAUAAUUCUUGAUAAUCUUCAUCAUGUGGGCUCAUUGAGUGAUAUCUUCAAUGGUUUUCUCAACUGUAAAUACAACAAAUGUCCAUAUAUUAUUGGAACAAUGAAUCAGGGAGUAUCUUCAUCACCAAAUCUAGAGCUGCAUCACAAUUUCAGGUGGGUACUAUGUGCAAACCACACAGAACCAGUGAAAGGCUUUUUAGGCAGAUAUCUUCGAAGGAAACUGAUAGAGAUAGAAAUUGAAAGGAAUAUACGCAAUAAUGACCUAGUCAAAAUUAUAGAUUGGAUUCCUAAGACAUGGCAUCAUCUCAACAGUUUUUUGGAAACACACAGUUCUUCUGAUGUUACCAUUGGUCCCCGACUUUUCCUCCCUUGCCCCAUGGAUGUAGAAGGUUCUAGAGUGUGGUUCAUGGAUCUCUGGAACUAUUCUUUGGUACCUUAUAUUCUGGAGGCAGUGAGAGAAGGUCUUCAGAUGUAUGGGAAACGUGCCCCUUGGGAAGAUCCUUCAAAGUGGGUACUUGAUACAUACCCAUGGAGCUCAGCGUCUCUGCCUCAGGAGGGCCCAGCUUUACUUCAGCUGCGACCAGAAGAUGUUGGAUAUGAGGGCUGCAUAUCCACUAAGGAAGCCACAACCUCAAAGCACAUUCCACAAACUGACACAGAGGGGGAUCCCCUGAUGAAUAUGCUAAUGAAACUCCAAGAAGCAGCCAACUACUCGGGCACACAAAGCUGUGACAGCGAUAGCACCAGCCACCAUGAAGACAUUUUGGAGUCAUCUCUUGAAUCUACCCUCUAGAGGGUGAAAAAAGUUAGGGGAAAAGACUAUGCUUUUAAAAAAUGUUUAAAAAGUAAGGUAUUUUCACGAAACCACUGCCAGUAUGAAAGCACCCUGUCAAGGGCCCUGACCCUGGGUCAUGGUCUCCAAGGAGGCAGCAGAAGGAAGUCUGAACUGCCAAGAUGCUAAAUUGAAAUGAAAGCUUACCUUUAUUUUAUGUCUAGGCAUUUUUAUAUCCGUGGAAUGAUAUAAGGCUCCGUUAAUCAACUGGAAAGGACCCUAAUGACAGGGCAACUGAAUAGAUUGCACAUGGGAUAGCCAAACUGGACUUUAUGUUUUUCCUCUUUAAAAGUUUACAAUGCAGACCUUUUUUUGUCCCUUCCUUUCUUUCCUCUGAGGGGCUGUUCUCCUCAGGCAGGGUCCAUUCUUCUGAUCCGCCCAACCUCCUUUGUGCCACAUGGUGCUGGUCACAGGGCUCCAGUAGUGUUUGUGUUGUGCGCUAACCCCAUUCCAAAACGAAGCCAAGAGGCCAGUCCUCUGUAAGCACAAAUGGAAUUGUGCAACCACCAGAAAAACACUACUGUGGCAAGCUGGAGAAGUGCCAAUUUAAUUCUUAACUGCCAUGUUCACAUGAUGUGCUCCACCAACUUUUUAGUGUAAGAGUCCCAGGUUUUAUAAGGUUAUUUUUACCACAGUGGUCUUUUUAAACCACCUGCCCACUCCUUUAACAAGAGUUUUAUACCAAUUAUUAGUCAACACUGACAAAAGGCUUUUUUAGGGCUUCAUUUGUUUGAGCCUUUUCAGUGAAAGAAGGAACAUUUCCUAUGGUGCUGUCUCGCUGCCUUAAAACAGAUUUCUACAAGAGUUUAACAGCUGGUUUAAGUCCUAAACCACUGGUAAUUUCCACCGUCUUUUCAUUUACAACCAAGCAACACGAGUUAACACAGUAGCCUCAUCUCUAUAUAUCUUUUUUUUUUUUUAAGAAAUGGAUAGGAGAAAGAUCAGUAUUUUUACCUUGUGAAUAGAUUGCUUUGCCUAUCCUCCAAAAUAUUCAAGUAACCCAGAAACCCUCUUUGACUGUCACUUAAAAGCUAAGACAUGUGGCUAAAUUCCAUCCAGUCCUAGGUGAGAGAGUUUAGAAGGUGGGAGAUUUUGAAUUGUUAUCCAGCAGAGCUGGAGGCACUAGAUGCAGCAUGAGCACAACUAUUUGGCUUUCCUCCCCUGUUCUUUUUUUUAAAUUAUUAUUAUUAGUUUUGAGCAUGUUGUUUUGAUUGCUAUUGUUGUACAUGAGAAAUUCAGCAUUAAAGAACACUGAAGCAGUGAAGUCACUGUGGAGGGGGAAGCAUUUAUACUGUAAAAGAAGGUUAGAUUUGCACAGUCUACUGGGUAGGUAUUGUAAAUAAUAAUUUUAAAAACUUGCACAAAUUGAUUUUGCAAACAAACACACAAAAAAUUGUAUUUUAUCCUGUUGGUGUUAAGAGGUGUUUCACUUGCUGAGAUUUCCUGUACGUUGCAAACAAAUACAGAAUGCAAACCCCUCAAAGCUGUUGUUCUCUGGUGUGUCCGUCCUCUAUUUACAGUUGUCGUGACCACGCAGGAGCUGUCAGUGCUACAGUGAGCAUGCUUCAAAACCGUACCUGAAGCCAGUCCAUUUCUGGAAAAGUGAAACUGUCUCAAAGUGCAUCUGUCGUGGCAGGCUUUAAAGAGAUUGCAUGAAGACUGAUCGGGGUCAUUGGAGAAGUUACCACCACACACAGAGGACAGGUUUUAAGUUUAUAAAACCCAAGGGCUAGGCCAUGGUGUAGACUUGUUCUAUGCGUGUGAAAAUGUGUUCCUUUCAGGACGUGUAAUCGGUGCUACUCUCUGUGACCACCCGUGGGUCAGUUGCUAUAGAACACUAACAGCACAAGACAUCUGUGCAGUUUUCAGAGUGUUACUAAGUCUCCAUAGGUCCUACACGGUGCUACAGCCCUCCGGGAAAUCUGAACCGAAUUUAUGCACAUAGAAUUGUCACCCUAACUUUGAAGCCUCAAACAUGGGUCAAAUCUGUUGUGAAACAUCGAUUCGUGUAGCUGGAUGAGUGACUAGUUGCCCUUGUAUAAUAUGUGAUCUAAGAAAAUUGCUAAUCUUUCCCUGCCAUUUUGAGAAACACAGUCCAAACAUGGUCAUAAACAGAAAUUCCUGCAAUACAUCUCAGUAGGUCCACCUAGUUUACAACUUAAACUAGUUUGUGAAACAUUUGUCUGUAUACAUUUUAUAUUUUGUACAUUUUUGAUGUAACAUAUCAUGUAAAUAGACAGAAACAGUGAAAUAAAUCAUCUGCAAAGUUUUGUAGUCUUUGUAAAGCCCCAACAAUAAGUACUUCGUGUCAUGGACUUAACUGGAUGAUGUAUUUUCUAUUGGUUUAUUGUUCUUCUAGCUUGUAAACCAGCUUGCAUAUAUUUUUUUGCAAAUGUGCACCCUGUAUCUGUCUAAAUUAUUACUUUGCCAUUAAAGUGUAAUUAUUUAUUGACAA
This is a messenger RNA of Equus caballus (horse), 13635 nucleotides long. RefSeq names its product neuron navigator 3 (gene NAV3). The record is from RefSeq and is a predicted model, not a curated record. Gene Ontology annotation, molecular function: protein binding; ATP hydrolysis activity; ATP binding. Lineage: Eukaryota; Metazoa; Chordata; Mammalia; Perissodactyla; Equidae. Gene Ontology annotation, biological process: nervous system development; neurogenesis.